Didymodactylos carnosus is the source of this 1461-nucleotide messenger RNA. Lineage: Eukaryota; Metazoa; Rotifera; Eurotatoria; Philodinida; Philodinidae. The record is from the annotation of a GenBank genome assembly.
AUGUUUCAAAACAAUUCUUUACCUGCAUUUAAUUCUAAUAUAGGUCUUGUCGCUUUACGUCAUUUAAAAGAUGUUGCUGAUGUGGAAUGUUUUGAUUCCCAACCAGAAGCUGGUGGUCUAUGGCAUUACACUGAAACUUCAGAACUGACUCAUGCUAAUUUAGAAUCAGAUGUUUAUUAUAAACAAAACGGCUAUUUGCAUCCGAGCAUUCAUGAAGAAUUAAUUGCAAAUGUACCAAGAUAUCUUAUGCAAUAUAAAGAUUUUCCAGUGAAUGCUAUAGCAACACCAAUGUUUAUGUUACGCGACAAUUUUUUUAGCUACUUAUUAUCUUAUGCUUCACAUUUUAAAUUAUCAAAAUACAUACGUUUAAAUCGUUUGGUAUCAAGUGUUCGACUUGUCAGCGGGUUUCAGGAUAAAAGGGAAAAACAGGAAUGGGGAUUAACAUCUACCAAGAACGACCAUCGUCGUUUUGUUGUUAAAUAUUGUAGUACUACUAAAACUAGCAAAGGUGUAUCUCCCGUUGGUUACGCACAAUUUGAUUAUGUAGUUGUUUGCAGUGGACAUAAUUCAUUUCCAAUUGUACCAAAAAUUGAUGGUGCUGAAAAUUUUCAAGGUCUACAAAUGACAGCCCAUCAUUUUCGUAGUUAUUCAACACCUGAUUUCAGACACAAAAACGUUUUAAUUAUUGGUGCACGCUACUCUGGUCCAGAUAUGUUUAUACAAUUGUUAUUUAAUCCAUAUAUUGAUCAAAAUCAUGUCGGCACAAUCUAUGUCUCAGGUGAUGUAAGCUGCUUAGAAAAGUCAACAGAUUUUGCUCAUUUGUACGCGAGACAAAAGAUUAUAUUAAAAAAUGGUCGUGUUAAAUCAUUUGGAAAAACAAACGUUAUUUUUCAUGAUGAUACACAAGCUGAGAUUGAUCUGGUUAUCUAUUGUUGUGGUUAUCACUUUCGGUUUUCAUUUUUGGAAAAUGAAGAUAAACUAAUUAAUUGGUCCUUAAAUGAACACCUUGGAAAAUAUUGGGGACCUCUUUAUUCACGAAUGUUUUGUAUUAAAGAACCACACUUAAUAUUUAUUGGUAAUCACGAUCAUUCUAUAAUUAUUCAAUUAAUAAUGGAAAAACAAUGCAUUGUUGCUAAAAAGGUUAUUAAUAAUGAAAUUCAAUUACCAUCAAGCCAAGAAAUGUUAAAAAGUUUUCAUGAAGACUUAAGAAAGUAUUUAACAUUAAAUAAACCUCUGAAAGAUUACUAUCGUUUAGAUACAAGUGUAAAUGAUUGGUCGUAUAUUGAACAAUUGCGUCAAUUGGCAAAAAUGAAGGGUAACGAAAUCGUUGAUCAAACAUUGAAAAAUAUCGCUACGAAAUUUCUUGAAUUAGCUUCAGUUGGUAAUUGGUUAUCAUACAGAAAGUAUGAUUUUGCACAAUUAGAAUUACCCGGGUAUAGAGAUACAACAGACUUCUUAUAA